CUUGCAACGAAGUGAUCGUAGGCCUAUCAGACUUCGAUUAAAAUUUUAGUUUAGGGGCCUAAUAUGCCAAGAGACAAACCGUGUGGCUCAUUUAGCUGAUAUCGUAAAUACAUAAUUCAAGGAUAUGGGAGUUUUCCUGAUGUUGGACACACGCUGGAGAUAUAAUCUAAGCCCUCAUAGCAAACCUGACUAUAAUUGGAGUGACCUUAGGCUAUCCUACUUUACUCAAUCCUCCAUCAGUUCAAUGACUAAACUAUAUUCUGAUCUAAACUAUAUCCACAUCUUAUACAAUAAUCAGUUUCAGAUCUUAUGUAGUCAGUUAUAUCAGCUCUCUAUAGGAAUCUUUUUCAUUGAUGUAGAAUUGUUAGAAAAUAUUGGACUCUCUGAAACUUUUCUUAGAUUUCGUAAAAAGUUAGUUUUACCAUGUCUAUUGAUAUUUGUGAGUCUGCUUUACAAAAUGAGAAGCUGCCUCCUUUUGGCUGCAGCACUAGUCUGUCUGUUGAUGGGCAUCUUUCCAACUCUGUCAAUAGGGAAGGCAAGGAGUCUGAGGCAUUAAGUGCCACAGAGUCUCAUCAUCUGUUGCAGAAGUGUGAAACGCAAGAGAAUGAAUCAGAAAUUGACCCAGAUACAUUUUACAGUUGGCUCCGUCCACCGUUUGAUGGCAUGGCUAUUGGUAAAAAGUCCAAAAACAACAGCGAAACCAGCAUUAGCUCUAGCAGCAGCUCUUCCUUACCUGUUCCCACCCCGCCUGAUGGAGGCUGGGGUUGGCUUGUUGUUCUUGGUGCGUUCUCCGUCAGUCUGAUAUGUGAUGGCUUGUCCUACUGCUUUGGUGUUUUGUAUGCAGAGCUGUUGGAGCAGUUUGGCGAGAGUCGCAGUAAGACCUCUCUGGUUGGUAGCAUUUUCUUUGGUGUGGCCAUGAUCCUGGGCCCUUUCUCUAGCGCCCUGACUACAAGAUUUGGCAGUCGAACAAUGACCAUCACUGGAGGGCUGUUGGCUUGCUUUGGUAUGAUUCUCAGCCAUUUUGCAACUUCAAUAGAGAUGCUUUGUUUUACUUUCAGUGUUAUUGUUGGAACUGGCUUCUCGUUUUGCUACAUUUCAAGUGUAGUCAUUGUUUCGUUUUACUUUGACAAGAGGAGAUCACUUGCAACAGGUUUAGCUGUAUGUGGUACUGGCGUAGGGACUGUCACUUUUGCUCCUCUUAUGGACUAUCUCAUUACUGAGUAUGGGAUGAGAGGUCUGUUUCUGAUUAUGGCUGGGAUCAGUUUAAAUUUAGUAGUUUGCGGCAUGCUGUUUAGACCCUUGCAGUUUACAGAAAGUGAAAGGUGGGAGAUGCUUCUAGAAGAAUUUAACAAAAUUCCUUACAGUAGAGAAGAUAUUGAGCUAGGCAGAAGUCGGUAUCCAAGUGAAUCUAGCACCCACGGGUCUGAUGAGGACGAAGAAGAGGAUGUUGAAGCGCGGACCUUGUCUGUACUGAGCUUACCUACUUUUGUAUCUGCCAAACUGAUGGACAUUCCUUCAGACAUUCUGAUGGAGGCGCUGAAGACAAGCAGAAACCCCCACCUGACCCUACAGAGAUACAUGAAGAAUGCCAUGCUUCACAUCAAUGAUGUUAACGAACAGAAGGCCUUGUUACAAGAUCAGGGGGAUGGAGACUACAACAAUUCUAACUCACUUAAAGGCAAUGAUGAGGUGAAGAUUGAGGAAGCCAUAGAAAGCCUGCCUUCCUCCUUGAUAGACGAUACCAUUCUAAAGCUGGCCCAGUCAUCAAGUGUCUUAUUCAAGAGUCACCCCAUUAACGGUGAAGAUGGUAAACUCAAUGAUAAACAGAGCAAAGCUAACCAUGUCAAGUCACCAGGAGCACAGAUAUUUAUAGAAAUUGAACCUUUUGGAAAAGAAACACACCCAAUGAUUAAAGACCCAGCGGGGGGAAAAGUUGAAGCUAAAGUUAAAGAUGACACCAAAUCCAAACCUAAGCGCCAAGGGUCAAUUCCUCAUGACGACUCUAAACCCAAACCUGUGGAUACAAAACAAAAGAUGGGCCCACACAGAAGAGAGUUUUCAGGCAUGAGCAGCAUGCUGACAGACAAAGGCUGCGUCAAAGAAGGCGUGACUGUAGUCAAAAGAGUAGGGGGUGUGCACAUAGGUCGUCACAAUGCCCUGGGUAUUCAUCUCCCUUUGUAUAGGACUGAUAUCUUCUACAGGCGGCUGUUGAAGAACAAUAGCCUCCACAAAAACUGCACCCUUGCUACUAGCUGCCCUGAGCUUUCUGAAGCUGUUGUUGUUGAGGCGGAGAGAAACUUCUUAUGCAAAAUGUUUAUCAAUUUUUUCGAGGAAUCUAUGGAUAUUUUGAAGAGUAUGGUUGAAUUUCAACUUUUCUGCAAUCCAUUCUUUAUUGUAUUUGUUCUCUCCAAUUUUAUCUACUAUUUCUGGAGUGAUGUCCCAUACAUGUAUGCAGCAGACCAUGCAAUGGACAACAAAGUUGACGCUCGUAAUGCAUCAUUUCUUUUAUCAAUUAUUGGCAUCUUCAACACCAUAGGUCAGGUUGUGUUUGGAAUAGUUGGGGACUUGAAUAUCAAUCUGCAGAAUGUCUAUGCUAUUGUCUCCUCACUAGCUGGUCUGUUUGUGGCAAUCAUCCCUUUCAUGACUACCUAUGUCAACAUGUGUAUUGGCUACAGUUUGUUUGGGUUUUGUAUCAGCGUUAGCUUCCCUCUCACUACAGUUUUACUCAUUAGGUUCCUGGGGGUCUCUAAACUGACUAAUGCCUAUGGGCUGCUCAUGCUUAUGCAAGGUAUUGCUAACUUCCUGGGGCCUCCAUUUGCAGGUUGGGUGUCUGAUAGAACAGGAAAUUACAACUCCACAUUCUACAUGAGUGGAUUCUUCUAUGCUGUAUCUGGUCUUGUCCUGUUUCUCACUUACAUCCCCAAAUGCCAGCAGGCUAGAUCUAGAAGGCAUUCACUAGAUCUCUCCAUGGAGAUUAAAGUGGAUGAACCAGUUGUCAAAAACGAGAAAGUGCUUGUCACUUUCAGCUCAUUGAAAGAUGCACAGAAUGCAGAGUAUGUGUAGACAGGGACACAGGAUGUACUAGGAGUGAGGUGGAUGUAUGAUGAAUAGAAGAGACUGCUUGUCAAGAUGGAAAGUUUGCAACCUUAAUGUAAUCACUUGUUGACUUGUUUCAUUUGUUGUCACAGUUGUUUGUUAUUGGCCUCAGCCUGUGAUCUUUGUUGUACAUGAUUAUCAAGGUUGGGGCCCACAGGGCAAUUUCAUCAACACAACUAAGGACAUUUUAAUACUGCUAAAACUGUUGGAUGCAUUGGUUUCAAUAUGUGUAAACAAUUUAAUCAGCCUCAUCAUACUGUAACGUGGUUGUGGCCAUUUGUACAGCAACCGCCAACCUUCUCUUUAAAGAUGCACCAUUGUCUGGAAUUGUUUGGGAGGUUGCAAUAGGACUGCACCACCCAUACUAGUUUAACCAACUGGGAUGAGUGCGGAACACAAGAUCUAAAUCUUUAAACAUUUUUUUAAACCUUUGUUUAUAAUGAAUGUUUUCAUCAAAAUGUUGAUUCAGCAUUUUUACUGUAAUUCUAUUAAAACUGUUAACAAAAAUUUGUGAUAUCUUUACUGUUAAGAAAUUGUAAAUAUUUUACAUUGAAUGGUAUUGAAGCAAGUCUUUUUACCUAGCAUUGUUCAUUUAUUGUUUACUACCUAUUUCUGCCUGAUGAAGCAAGUUAUUUUCUACAAGUGAAUCUCAUCGUGUCAAGAGGACAUGGCUAAGGUUGCCAAGAGAAAUUUAUUUUACAUUGAGAAGUUUGCUUGAAAUUUUCAUUUAUUUAUAAAUAAUUAUUCAUAUUUGUUAUAAAUAUUUAUUCAUUAAUGUUUUGUCAUUUUAUGAUUUUUUUUUAACUCUUUUUUUUUCUUUCAUAAAUACCAUGCCAUAAAUAUUUUAUAAUACUAAUACUUAAACAUUUUUUAAUCAAUUUCUUAUGCAACUUAAUUCUAUUUUUUUAGAAUUGGGAAUUGACUCUGUCACUUUCUAUUAUAGUAAAAUCAAAUGUGCACGUCCAUUCUUACACCAGUGACCUAAUCAAAUGAUGUAGCAAACUAACUUUUAACACCCUUACAGUAGCGAAAUUACUGUGCUUUUUUUUUUGUCCAAUAUUGACUUUUGACAAACGUUAGUAUUUAUUGAUAAGUCAACAUUCCUUGCCCGAUCUUUCACUCUGGUGAUGUUUGUUGUUGGUGUGGAUUCUACUUUGUCACUUGUAGUUUUCAACUAUUUCCUAUCCUGGUCAGCAGUACUUUGCUGCAUUGGUCAGCCAUAGUUUGUUGCAUUGGUCAGCAGUACUUUGCUGCACUGGUCAGCUGUACUCUGCUGCACUGGUCAGUCAUAACCUGUCAGCUGCACUGUUCAGCCAUAACCUGCACCUGUCAGCUGCACUGGUCAGCCAUAACCUGCACCUGUCAGCUGCACUGGUCAGCCAUAACCUGCACCUGUCAGCUGCACUGGCAGUGUACCCUGGUCAGCUGUGGUCCCAAUGUUGACCUCCUGUUUAGUUGUAGAGAUGGUGUCCAGCAUCAGCUUGUGAACUUAUUUCUCUCUGUGAAUCUAUGCAUGAAGAGACAGAAGCAAUACAACAGCACACCCAUGCUUCCAUAGAACCUAUUUUUAUCACAAAUUUGUUAUGAUCAAGUUCCUUUGAUGUGGUACAUAAAUUCACUUGAGCCACCACAAAGGGAAACUUGAUAGUCUAGUUAUGUUUUAUUUGGCAGGAUCUAGUCAACAGUACCAACAUCUAGCCAUUCAUUCAUCAAUUUUUACCUAGCCAGGGUGCUAUUCUCAUGCAAAUUAUUCAUCCCCAACACCGUUUUUACAAUUUUAAGUCACCAUAGCUUACAUCAUCAAAAUGUACUUGUUACAAGUUUACUACAUCAACUAGUCUAGCAACUGUUGAACAGGACAUUUGUUAAGGGUUGGGCCUUCAGCUGUUGAGCAAAUGGUUUUUCUGUCAUCAGCUGGUAGCUUGCACAAGCAUUUCAAUUUGCACACUUUUUCCCCCAAAUUCUUACUACUAUACUCUUUUAUUCAGAUCAAUCUAGGGUUCAAUAAAAUAAAAAUAUUUCCUUGGA
This is a messenger RNA of Physella acuta, 5124 nucleotides long. RefSeq lists its product as uncharacterized. Lineage: Eukaryota; Metazoa; Mollusca; Gastropoda; Physidae. Gene Ontology annotation, molecular function: monocarboxylic acid transmembrane transporter activity. Gene Ontology annotation, biological process: transmembrane transport; monocarboxylic acid transport. The record is from RefSeq and is a predicted model, not a curated record.